Molecule: messenger RNA, 3717 nt
Organism: Brenthis ino (lesser marbled fritillary)
Lineage: Eukaryota; Metazoa; Arthropoda; Insecta; Lepidoptera; Nymphalidae
Source: the annotation of a GenBank genome assembly
AUGGAAAAAUUAGAAAAUUCAUUUUUUGAAUAUCGUGACGAAACUGGUGUGGGAAGUGAUUCAGAAUCAGAGUUUAUUGAUAACAGUAUGGAUGAAUCUAUCGCUCCCAAAAAAACACCAGCCAAGAGAAAUCAAACAGCUUUUAUACCAGAAUCAGAUGAUUCUAAAACUGGAGGUGAGUCAGAAGAGGAGAACGCUCUUACCCACUUGUCUAAGUCGGUCUCCAGAAGAAGUAGCGCUAAAGUACAUCACAUUGUCCUAAGUAGUGAUGAUGACCAAAGCAAGAAUGGCAGCAUUAGAAGGCAAUCAGGUUCUUCCAAUAAAGUAGUAUUUAGUUCUUCAGAAGAUGAAGGUCAAGUUUCUCCAGAAAUUAUACCAAGACGAAGACUGCCUCUGAAAACAACUCUAACAUCAUCUGACUCUUUUAUUGGACGUAAAACAAAGAAGAGAAUUAUGUGUCUAGAUUCCGAUACUGACAAUUCCAUAAUUAUAGAACGUGAUAAAAAUAGGAAAUUAGCCUGCUUAAAAGAUACUCCAUUAAAAAUUGGUGGCUUGAAAGAAAAUAAAAGAGAUAUAAAAAAUAUGAGCAUACAAAGCAAUGAGAGUAACCAUAGUAGUGAUGAAGAGGAACAAGAUAGUGACAAGAGUGAGAACAGUGUAGAAAAUGUUGAUAAUUGCCAGGAAACUGUCGGCCAAAGUAGUGACAGCAAAAGCAAAAAGGAUAAUGAAGAUAACAUACCAAAUAGUGAGCCUGGUGAAGAAACCUAUUAUGAUGAUGAGCAAAAUGAUAAAAGUGAUGGUCAAAAUAGAAUAAACACAAGUGACGAUGGUCUUGAUGAAGAUCAGAUGGUGAUGUCUCAUGCAACACGCAUGAGCAUCAUGGGUAUAAUACCUAAGGAAAAUGACAGUGAUGAUUCUGACUAUAUUCAAUCUGAUGAUACUCCUCAAGUUUCCAGAAGAAAUUCUCUAUCUAGCUCAUCAGAUCCACAAAUAUUAGAAUCUAAUUCACCAAACACAGAAGCUGUUGAUGGAGAUACCUCGAAGAUAACUUGUUCCCCCAUUUCAAGUCCUCUCCAAGAUAUAACCAAUGAAAUUAAUAAUUCUAUUAAAAAUGAUUUUAAUAUCUCAAACAAAAGUAACAGUUCAAAUACAAAGACCUCAACUGGAUCAGAAUGUAAUGAUAGUAAACUUAGAAGUUUAAAUAGUAGUAAGGAUAUAAAAAUGAAAUCCAUAGAAAAAGUUAUUGAUGACGAUCUAACAAUGAUUGAUAUGAAGCCUGAAAUUAUAGCAUUGAGUAGUGAUGAUGAAGAUGAGGUCAAAGACGAGAAGAAAUCUCAAAAUUCGAAGAAGUCACAGAGUAUCAAAAAUGAAGAAAAAGCAAAGAGAGUUGACAGCAACAUUAAACAGUAUAUGCUGCCACAAAGCUACCCUAACCAAGUGGUGUACGUCAAGAAGCAUGUGCGAGAGACUGAACUCAACAAACUCAAUGUUCUUAGAGACCAAUUGCAAGGUAUUCGGAUUUUGCUGGAGACCAUGGACGUGAACACUCUCCCGGACGGCGGCGUGAAGCUCAUCGAGCGGCUCACGUCGCUCGAGGCGCAGGUGCGGCUGCAGGGGGAUAAGGUGGCCAACAUGGUGGUCGAGCCAGAUGUGCCUACGCCUAAAGACAUAGCUAGAGAUGGGUUUUCUACUGAGAACAAUGGUCUCUCCUGGGACGAAAUACAGAAGGCCAGCAACGCGGUCCAACCAAGAAUGUUCGGAAAACAGGCGAUGGCAACCCACAUGGCUGAACGCAACCUGAUCCAAGAGCGGCUGCGCGCGCUGUACGCGGCGCUGGAGUCGCGGCCGGCGGAGGGCGCCGCGGCCGCCGCGCCCGCCGCGCUGCGCGCCACGCUGCUGCCGCACCAGCGGCACGCGCUGCUGUGGCUGCGCUGGCGGGAGGCGCAGCGCCCCCGGGGCGGACUGCUGGGUGGAUAUGCUUUUUUUUUGAUGUUUGGAAAUGUAGGCAUAGCUGACGACAUGGGUCUGGGCAAGACGAUCACGAUGAUAGCGCUCGUCCUCAGCGACAAGGAGUCCUCCAUAGACAAUGACGACGAUGAAGACUAUCACGAUAAAAAACGUAUGGUGAAGGGCGGCACACUGGUGGUGUGCCCGGCGUCACUGAUGGCGCAGUGGGCGGCGGAGGUACGCAAGCACUGCGCGCCGCACGCGCUGGGCGUGGCGCUGCACCACGGCGCCGCGCGCGCCGCGCAGCCGCAGCGCCUCGCCGCGCACGACCUCGUGCUCACCACCUACCACAUCCUGCAGCGCGAGAGCGAGAAGAACGGCGUGCUGACGCGCGUGCUGUGGCGGCGCGUGAUCCUGGACGAGGCGCACGCGGUGCGCAACCACAAGUCGGCGACGUCGGGCGCCGUGUGCGCGCUGGCGGCGCGGCGGCGCUGGGCGCUCACCGGCACGCCGCUGCACAACAAGGACCUCGACCUGUUCGCGCUGCUCAAGUUCCUCAAGUGCACGCCCUUCGACGACCUCAAAAUGUGGCAAAAGUGGAUUGACAACAAGAGCAUAGGCGGGCAGGAGCGGCUCUCCAUCAUCAUGCAAUGCCUGAUGCUGCGUCGCACCAAGGCGCAGCUGCAGGAGCGCGGCCAGCUGCAGUGCCUGCCGCCGCGCGACCUGCACGAGAAGGAGGUCACAUUGGAUAAGGAGGAAAUGAAUGUUUACCAGAAGGUCCUGGUGUUCUCGAAGACGCUGUUCGCGCAAUUCCUGCACCAGCGCGCGGAGAAGGCUGCGGACGCGCAGGGCUUCCUGGCCGCCGGGAAGGACUCCGAAUAUGAUAAAGUUCAUAAGAAGAUGAUCGCUCUGCAAGGCGCCAAACCGGUGAAGUCCCACGAGAUCCUGGUGCUGCUGCUGCGGCUGCGGCAGGUGUGCUGCCACUGCGGCCUCAUCGCCGGCAUGCUGGACGCCGACGCCGACGCCGACGCGGCGCGGGACGCCGGCAGCCAGGACCUGCUCGCUGAGCUCAACAAGCUCACGCUUAACGAAUCUAGAAGGAAGAGUGGGGGUAAUAAAGAAGAAGAUGAAGACGAAGAGCAAGACGAGUCAGAAGGUACUUCAGUAGCGGAAGCAAUCAGAACGGUUUUGUCUCCGAACAAUCCAGUGUUUGAUUUACAAAAUCCGUCCUCAAAAAUAAAAGCUGUUAUGGAUUGUUUGAAUGAAAACGUUAUUUCUCAUAAGGGGCGCAAGGCGGUGGUGGUGUCGCAGUGGACGUCGGUGCUGGCGCUGGUGGCGCGCGAGCUGGCGGCGGCGCGCGUGCGCUGCGUCACGCUCAGCGGCGCCGUGCCCGUGGCGGCGCGCGCGCGCCUCGUCGACCAGCUCAACGACACCGCCUCCGACGUCAGGGUGAUGCUGCUGUCGCUGUGCGCGGGCGGCGUGGGGCUGAACCUGUGCGGCGCCAGCCACCUGCUGCUGCUGGACCCGCACUGGAACCCGCAGCUGGAGGAGCAGGCGCAGGACCGCAUCUACCGCGUCGGCCAGACCCAGCACGUCCACAUAUACAGGUUCAUGUGCGUGGACACCGUAGAGCAGUCCAUCCGGCAGCUGCAGAAAGCAAAGCUGGCGCUCGCCGACAGCGUGCUCACCGGCGCCAAGAACACCAACGCCUCCAAACUGACCAUUGAAGAUCUGAAAAUGCUGUUCAAUAUGGGUCCACAGUCCAUUGCU